GGGCAGCCGAGGCUCAUUGAUGCACGUGGGGAGCGAAGGCUGGACUGUGUGGUCCGUCCAACAGAUAAGCUCCUGUAGCUCAAAUUUCUGUAGAAGGUAAUGCUGUUAAUGCUCGAUGGGUAGAUUUGUUUCAAGUGAUUUUGCACAGAAAGAGCAGAGUCAUGCGUAGAGGUACGAGACACAGAGGGGGUUCUUAGAGAACUCCCAUAAAAGGUGUGGACAUGUGCAGCAUGCUCGCCGUCCCCAGAGAUUUCCGCUAAUAAAGGGACAGUAUUUAUAGAAGCUCUUUUCAAUGCAUCUCAUUAAUCUCGGACUAUCCACCCGAACGCCUGGACACCACACACUCCACACAGAGCAGAAGAAACAUAGAACAUCACAGAAGCAAUGUCUACCGAACGAUUCGACUGCCAUUACUGUAAAGACUCACUGCUGGGAAAGAAGUACAUCCUAAAAGAGGACACCCAAUACUGCACCAAGUGUUACGAGAACCUCUUUGCAAACUGUUGCGAGGGUUGUUCCUUACCGAUCGGGUGCAACAACAAGGAUCUGUCCUACAAGGAUCGCCACUGGCACGAGAACUGCUUCAAGUGCGGAAAAUGCAACCGCUCUUUAGCGGAGAAAGCGUUCGCUGUUAAAGACGACCUUCUGCUGUGCACCGAGUGCUACUCGAACGAGUACUCGGCUAAAUGCACGAACUGCACAAAAACAAUCCUGCCUGGCUCACGGAAAAUGGAGUACAAGGGGAACAGCUGGCACGAGACCUGCUUUCUGUGUCAGCGCUGCCAGCAGCCGAUAGGAACCAAGUCCUUCAUCCCCAAAGAUAGCAGCUACUUCUGCGUCCCCUGUUUUGAGAAGCAGUUCGCCUACCAGUGCUGCUCCUGCAAGAAAGCCAUUACUACUGGAGGGGUGACCUACAACGAUAAGCCGUGGCACCGUGAAUGUUUCACUUGCAUCGGAUGUAAGAGACAACUGGCGGGGCAACGCUUUACCUCCCGAGAGAACUACCCCUACUGUCUGGAGUGCUUCAGCAACCUGUAUGCUAAGAAAUGCGUCGGAUGCACCAAACCUAUAACUAGUCUGGCAGGAGCGAAGUAUGUCUCAUUCGAGGAGCGUCAAUGGCACAGCGAGUGUUUUACAUGCAUGCAGUGCUCUGUGUCGCUUGUAGGCCGCGGUUUCCUAACACACCGCGACGACAUCCUGUGCACUGACUGUGGACGCGAGAAGUGAUUUUGCGAAAGACUGGGAAAAAAAUCAAAAAAAUCAAAGCAAAACAGUUUUUUGAUCUGUGAUUCUCAGUGUUUUGCAUGUCUUCAGUGUUUGAAUGCUGUUGGGUUUCAUUGCUGUUUUUAAGCCCUGUUUGGAUUAGUUUUACAAAUAGAACCUGUGUAUCUCCAGGUGUAAAUCUUGCAUGUGGUGUGACAUUUCCGUUUCUAAUUAAUGUUAAGGUUCCUUUUUCAGCAACUUUGUCUAAUUUGAGUUAUUUGAAGAAAGAAAUCAAGGUUUCUAAUGAAUUUUUUGCUACACUCAGUUUGUGGACACCUCACCAUUCCACAUUUAGUCCCCAUUUGAUGUUAUAACAACCUCCUCUCUACUGGGAGGAUGUUCCUCUAGACUUUUGCAGUGUGCUUGGGGUCAUUUGUGCUCAUUCAGCCACAAUGAUGUAGAGUGAGUAUUCCUAGGAUGCAGUCAGUGUUUUAGUAGGGUUGAGAUCAGAGCUCUAUAGCAGGCCAUUCAAGAUCUUUCACUCCAAAGCAUGUAAAGCAUAUCUUCAUAGCGUUGGCCUCUGUCAGGUUUGGGUCUCCUGGUUUAAGUAGAAGGAAAAAUUUUAUGCCACCACGUCAAGACAUUUUAUGUGAUUUGGUGCCUUCAAUUUUGUGGCAACAGUUCGGGGAGGAACCACAUAUGGCUGGAAAACUGUCCCAAUACAGUACAUUUGUCCAAUAAGUGAAAAAAAAUUUAUACUUUAGAAAAAGAAUGUAUUUUUUGUACAUGGAGAUGUAAACUAGAGAUCAUCAUAAAGAUAAUUACUAUAAUCCCUAUGAGAUUUGGAGGAGUGACGACCUCAAAAACUGAACUUUGACCCUAAGCCCGUGGAACGUCCUUUGAUUCAGCUGGUUUUUAAUGUUUUUUUACAGUUUUACGUUUGAAUAGAAAUUGCUUAGUAGUGAUAUUUUGAUCUGAAAUGACAGCAAAUAGAAAUUGAAUGUGCAAAACCAUUGACGUUUAUGCCAUACUCAAAUAAACAGUUAUUUUUUGUUUGUUUGUUUGAAUUGAGUGGUCCCUUGUGAGUAUGUAAAA
Silurus meridionalis is the source of this 2298-nucleotide messenger RNA. RefSeq names its product four and a half LIM domains 5 (gene fhl5). The record is from RefSeq and is a predicted model, not a curated record. Bases 385 to 1227 code for a protein of 280 amino acids. The transcript is spliced from 6 exons. Gene Ontology annotation, molecular function: transcription coregulator activity. Lineage: Eukaryota; Metazoa; Chordata; Actinopteri; Siluriformes; Siluridae. Gene Ontology annotation, cellular component: nucleus; Z disc.